UCUCAUUUUUCUGAAAAUCUGGUGUGCAUGGGAAACCUGCGAACGUGGCUCGUAUAAUGCAGGGAAAUAGCGGCCCCAUUUAUUGUAAGACUCGCUCCAUCGUUGAGCUGAAAUUCUACCCCGCGGUAUAAUGCUUGGAUGGUCCUAGUGUGAAACUGCCCCUUGGCUAGCGCUUCUGUGUGCGGGGUGGACUGUGGGCUAAUGACAUUGUCUGCAACACGUGCUUCCCGACAAGGUUUCUGAGCCCGGUGUGAGGUCCUUGGCUUUCAUUACAGGCCACUCGCGCCUCUGGUGCUAGGUGAGACUAGACAGGCUGUCUGGUAUCACAGCUCACAAGAGCACGUUGGUGUAAACUGUCCCCAAGGCCUUGGACAGACUCUCUAAAGGGAGACAGAUGAUUUAUCAAGAGCUGUGGAGUCCUUUAUGAGUGGAAUUUUAAACUAUUCUCCCCACCCAUCUCCCCCCGCCCCCCACUUAAAUACCAAAGGUAGUUAAACGACAGUAGUUCUAAGCUUGUCUUUUUCAAUCAUGGCAGGGCCUUCAGGGUCAAAACUGGAAUUUACCGGGUUACUCAGGGGAGGAGCCCUGGUGGCACAGUGGUUAAGCUCUCGGCUGCUAAGCAAAAGGAUGUGUGACCGUAAUGGCGGGAGGCGGCUGCGGCAGUGGCUCGUCGAACAAAUCGACAGCAACAUGUAUCCAGGGCUGAUUUGGGAAAAUGACGAGAAGAGCAUGUUCCGGAUCCCUUGGAAGCACGCGGGCAAACAAGAUUACAAUCAGGAAGUUGACGCCUCCAUUUUCAAGGCCUGGGCAGUUUUCAAAGGGAAGUUUAAGGAAGGGGACAAAGCUGAACCAGCUACUUGGAAGACGAGGUUACGCUGUGCCUUGAAUAAGAGUCCAGACUUUGAGGAAGUGACAGAGCGGUCCCAGCUGGACAUUUCUGAGCCAUAUAAAGUUUACCGGAUCGUCCCCGAGGAGGAGCAGAAAUGCAAAUUAGGCAUGGCUGCCCCUGGCUGUGUGAACGAAGUCACGGAGAUGGAAUGUGGCCGCUCAGAAAUCGAUGACCUGAUUAAGGAGCCUUCUGUGGAUGAUUAUAUGGGCAUGAUCAAAAGGAGCCCUUCCCCGCCGGAGGCCUGCAGGAGCCAGCUCCUUCCAGACUGGUGGACACAGCAAGCCGGCCCAGCUUUACCACUGGUGACCGGGUAUGCCGCCUAUGAUGCGCACCACUCAGCCUUCGCCCAGAUGGUGAUCAGCUUCUACUAUGGUGGCAAGCUGGUGGGCCAGACCACGACCAGCUGCCCUGAGGGCUGCCGCCUUUCCCUGGGCCAGCCAGGCCUGCCUGGUGCCAAGUUGUACGGGCCCGAGGGCCUGGAGAUUGUCCGCUUCCCGCCAGCCGAUGCCAUUCCCAGCGAGCGGCAGCGGCAGGUGACGCGGAAGCUGUUCGGGCACCUGGAGCGGGGUGUCCUGCUGCACAGCAGCCGACAGGGCAUCCUGGUCAAGCGGCUGUGCCAGGGCCGUGUGUUCUGCAGUGGCAACGCCGUGGCCUGCAAGGACAGGCCCAACAAGCUGGAGCGUGACGAAGUGGUCAAGGUCUUUGACACCAGUCAGUUCUUCCGAGAGCUGCAGCAGUUCUAUAACAACCAGAGCCGGCUCCCUGACAGCAGGGUGGUGCUAUGCUUUGGAGAAGAGUUUCCAGAUAUGGCCCCUUUGCGCUCCAAACUCAUUCUUGUGCAGAUUGAGCAGCUCUACGUUCGGCAGCUGGUCGAAGAAGCUGGGAAAAGCUGUGGUGCCGGCUCCGCGAUGCAGGUUCCUGAGGAGCCCCAGCCGGACCAGGUCUUCCGGAUGUUUCCGGAUAUUUGUGCUUCGCACCAGAGACCGUUUUUCAGAGAAAACCAACAGAUCACUGUCUAAGUCUCUGUCUUUGGCAUUCCACCUGUCCUGUGUCUCACGUUUCAUUAUUACAAUUACUGUUGUAAUUAUUAAAGAUGCGGAUGCCUCUUUGACCUAGGGUGGGGCACCUUCCUUUGCUCUUAAUUUAGUAAGGGCAUUCUUUGAGGAGUUGAAGUUUAAAGCAAAGUUGCAUCACAGUUCUGCUGUUCAGAUAAAAACAUUGGGAACUUACGCUGUAACUAUAACCUGUGAUUAAAUUUUUUUCUGCAUUCUUCCCAAUUAUCAUUAGUUGCUAUGACUCCUUGUACAUUUUGGGAUAAAUGACAUUUCCAAAAACUUGACGUUUACCAUUACGGGCAAAUAGCUGGUUCAAGUAGAGAAAUUUGGAGUAUAAGAUCAAAAUGUGAGGAACAAGGCUAUUUUUUGUCUUUAUCUUUAGUUAAAGCUAUAGAUGUAUGAUUUCAUAUGCCUGAUUCUAUGUGAAUUUUUUUUUUUUUUUUUUUUACUUAUAAGCAUUUUAAUAAGAUUUUAAAAUAUUUAGACACCAGCCUCUGUGUAACAAGUAAAAGUAAAACUCUUGGCUUGUUGGAAGAUGUAUAUUCUUCCUAGACUUUGGUGCCAAGAAAACAUUUCUAUCUCCAGGUGUACUGGUGUGUUUUUACUUCAGACAAUGAAAACUUCUCCUUUGUGACUUUGUUGCCAGGAAGCUUCGAGCUGUAUUUUUUCAUUUCUGUGAUUAAAUCAUCCCAGAUUUCUACUUUCUAAAUGAUUCUGAUCUGUUUUAAAAAUGUUUUAACUUUUAAUUGUCCUAUUGUAAACUGCUUUGAAUUUUUUUUUUUAAGUGGGCAGGAUAUAAACCCCAAAUUAAACAAAUCAUUGUAAAUUCCAUGAGCAUUUGAUUGUGCCUUCAAUUCAGUCAACUCAUUCCUUGGCUGAUGGUGUUUUAUCGUGUGGGCACAGCUAGUGUGGAUUGGAAAAUGUGGACAAGAUGUGUUAGCUUCUCACCAUUGAAUUGUCCCUGAGGAUCCUUAGUGGAUGUGGCAGGAAGAAUGCCUUCCAGUAAAGACCUUUUAGUUCCCCGAUCCCCAGUAGCCCUCAAGGUUCAAGAUGGCCCCAUUCUAUACAAAAUUCUACUCUUCAACGAAGAGUGGUAUAGUGGGAUUCCAAUGAAGUCUCAGUUUCAGCCCUGAAGAACUUGCCCUAUUAGCAAACAGAAUGCAUUUCUCGCCCAAAAAUAUGUCAGAUUUUUACACAGAUUCAUGUUACUAAGAGCAAGUAGAGAAGACUUAAAAGAAUGGCUUGGCUUAAUAGCCCAGGGCAGUUCACAUCAUCUCACUUACUUUGAAUAUGUGGUCUAAUGUAGUUCACAUACCGCAUCAGAUCUUCCUCUCCAAAACCACUUUAAAACCACUUUCCAUAUAUACAUAAUUAAAAAGUGCUUGACAUUGUUUUCUAAAAAAGAUGUUGGACUUUGUUAGCUCAUGGUGCCUCUUAUAUGUGUGUAUGUCCCAUGUAAUACUCCUGACGAGCAGAGCUUGGGCACCCACCGUAUGCGUUGAAUACCUCCAGGAGCACCAAUUCUUGACAGGGAUAUGAGCCAGUGCAGAGUCUUUUGACUUGCCUGGGUCAGUUCUGCAGUGUAGACACCAGGCAGGUUUGUGGGGGAGGAAAUUGGGGGAAAGACCCAUUUGCUUCCCUUCCACUCUCACCUGGGUGGGGAGAAGAAGAGUAUUUUCUUGAUUCUUUCUCCUUUAUAACCCAGCCUGGGUCACCACCAUCCCUUACUCAGAAUUUUACAACAAAAGGGAAGGAGGGGGCCUUACCAAUCAACCCUUAUUUUGAGAAGUAGGAGAAAGUGUUGAGGUUUGGGGGCAAGAUUACCCCGAGAUUAGCCAACCUGGUAGCCACGUAACCAUAAAUGGAGUCUGAUUCAAAAGCUGAAAAUCCAAAGAAUUCCCACUUACUUUUCUCUUUGCUUCUUUUAUGAAGGUGAUGUAGGAGUAGCAUGUAGUAAGAAGCAACAAUUAUAGGUUCUUUAGAUUUUUAUGAGUUCACAUUUGAAUGUAGGAAAAUGCCAGUAAAAAUGGCUUUUCACCAUUGGCCAACAAAGCAAGCAUUAUAUUCUUAAGGAUGACAGGUUUAUUUUUUGAAGUGUUUGUAACAAAACAGUAGGAUUUAGUCUCCAGCUCAAAUGAAUAUUAAAACAUCUUUAAUAUGCUGAAUGAAUAUUUAUUUUUGUAUGCAUUUAAAGUGUAUCAACCUCUUUUAUUCUUUAUUAAAAUAAAUGCUCUUUUUAAAAGUU
Loxodonta africana (African savanna elephant) is the source of this 4189-nucleotide messenger RNA. RefSeq names its product interferon regulatory factor 8 (gene IRF8). The record is from RefSeq and is a predicted model, not a curated record. Gene Ontology annotation, molecular function: DNA-binding transcription factor activity, RNA polymerase II-specific; protein binding; RNA polymerase II cis-regulatory region sequence-specific DNA binding. Gene Ontology annotation, biological process: immune system process; regulation of transcription by RNA polymerase II. NCBI's taxonomy places the organism in Eukaryota, Metazoa, Chordata, Mammalia, Proboscidea, Elephantidae. The transcript is spliced from 9 exons. Gene Ontology annotation, cellular component: nucleus. Bases 529 to 1908 code for a protein of 459 amino acids.